GGAUAAUCGGGGACGAAAAAAAUAAUAUAUAUGUGGCAAACAAAAGAAGAGAGACUAUGCCACAACCCUCUCCGCUACUUCGUUUCCGCUCCCUCCACCACCGUAUCCGCCACUCUAACACUUCCUUCGUCCGGCGCUUCAUGGCUACCCCCGAGCCCAUAAGCCCAUCAAAUACUCGCGUGGGCUGGAUCGGCACGGGCGUCAUGGGCCAGUCCAUGUGCGCCCACCUCAUCCGGGCUGGCUACACUCUCACGGUCUUCAACCGCACCCCUUCCAAGGCCCAACCCCUCAUCGACCUCGGGGCCCACUUCGCCGCCUCCCCUCAGGCCGUCGCCUCCCGCUCCGACGUCGUUUUCUCCAUCGUCGGCUACCCCUCCGACGUCCGCUCUGUCCUCAUCCACCCAACCUCCGGCGCUCUCGCCGGCCUCCGUCCCGGUGGCAUCCUCGUCGACAUGACCACGUCGGAACCCUCCCUCGCCGUCGAAAUCGCCGCCGCCGCAGCCGCCAAAGGCUGCCAAUCAAUCGACGCCCCGGUCUCCGGCGGUGACCGCGGCGCGAAGAACGGAACCCUAGCGAUCUUCGGCGGCGGCGACGAGGCGACCAUGAAGCGACUGGAGCCCUUGUUUUCUCAGAUGGGGAAGGUGAACUACAUGGGUGAGAGUGGGAAGGGACAAUUCGCGAAGCUAGCGAAUCAGAUAACGAUAGCUUCUACGAUGGUGGGGUUGGUGGAGGGGAUGGUGUAUGCGCAGAAGGCAGGGCUUGACGUGGAGUUGUACUUGGACGCGAUUUCGACCGGUGCAGCCGGUUCCAGGUCGCUUGAUUUGUACGGAAAGAGAAUCCUGAAGAGGGAUUUUGCAGCAGGGUUUUUUGUGAACCACUUUGUUAAGGAUUUGGGGAUUUGUUUGAAGGAGUGUGAGAAUAUGGGUAUUGCUUUGCCUGGGUUGGCUCUUGCUCAACAACUUUAUGUGUCGCUUAAGGCUCACGGUGAAGGUAACUUGGGCACUCAGGCUCUUCUUUUGGUUCUUGAGCGACUCAACAAUGUUUCUCUUGCUCCCUCUAACCCCUGAUAAGUCUUGGUCAAUUUCCUAUUGAGAUCUAUCAUGUAUUUUUACAUAUCCAAUCCACCCUGUUUUUUUAAUGUUUGAUAUCGAGUAAUAAAAAUUUAGUUGUUUAAUUUGCACUGUUAGUUUUUAACUUUAUCCAUGUUAAGGUGUCGAUGAAACAUGCUCCCACUCUUGAGUGUCUAGUAAUCUCUUUCCAGCUCCAAAUUAAGAAAAUAAUCGUACAUCUUUGCAAAAAAUUAUAAAUACCAAAGCUCUAACUGCGACUUAAUUGCACAUACAAGGUUUUUCUUUUAUUUUUAUGGUAAUAAAAACCAGUUACUCUUUAAGUAGCUAAGGACUUGGUACAAUAAUUCGUACUCCAGGAAAGUUUAGUUUUUCGUUAGUACGGCAAUUAUUCAUAAAAUAGAAACUGUCAACAAUUGUGCAUUUACGAUCGUCCUUCGUUUAGGAACAAUACACAACUGUCCUUACCACCGCAUGGUAUUUUAUUGAUGUAUCUUACAAAUGUGGCAACUACCAUAAAUAUAUUUGAAAUUUUAUUUUUAGUUUUCCAACAUCAAUGGCAGAGGACAAUUUUCAUUACUUCUCACACAGCUCGCUAUGGUGAAAUAUGUUAACCAUGCUAGUCAUCUGAAAAGAAAAAAGUAGCCCAAAAUGCUCUGGAAGAGGUAAUCACAGUUAACAUUAACGAGCUUUGUCGUGUUUCAGACAGAACAAUCAAAAUAAAGGUUUGUAAGGCAUGCAAUCGUCAACAACAACUCUUCAGUCCUCACUGAUAACUCAUAAAAGCUUUGAAUUAAAAAACUUUUAGGCUUGUUUGUCAAUACAUUAACUCCUGAUUUAUUCCCGCUGAAAACAGGCUACAUUCCGCAAAAGUUGACUACUCACAGUUAAGUUUAUCCUUGACAUUAUUCCUUAACAUUGGAGAAACAAACCCUGCAAUCAAAAUAAUGAAUGCCCCAGUCACCAGCACAGGAGCUGCAAGGUUGCAGAAAGAAGACAGCCCUCGUAGAUACCCCCACGGUGGACAUGGUCUGUAGGACCAGUAACUAAGGCAUCAUUGCUUCAAUGUGUUGUUGAUCUAUUACCUAUGCAAAAAAUGAAACUAGUAUUACACGGCUUUACCUCCGCAAUAACUUCAGGAUUCCUCCACUCCCAAAUAUUGGGAGUGAGAUGCUGCCAGGAGGGCUGCUCCAAUGCCAGAGCCAUCGUUGGCAUGCUCAAUGACAAUGGUGUCAGCUGCCUCGUCUCCCAGCAAUUCCUUCAGUGUGUUCUCCAAGCAAACCCUGAAUUCUGUGUAGUGUUCAAACAAUCCUCCAUCCAACGCUAUCACUGACUUUUGCUUCUCCCCAACCUUAACUGUGUCUCUUCCUAUUUUCUUGAGGAUGCCCAUAAUACCAGCAGCAGCAAGGCGAGCCCCACGAGUAGCAACAAUGUCACAGAGUUCCACAACAAUCUUCCUCAUUUUUAGGGAUGUGUUAGAGAUCUGACAAGAUGGAAGGCAGUUAGAGAAGCAAUAUAAUUUUUCUUUUGGGGGCGCAUCAAUUUUUUAUUGCAUUUAACAUAAUCAAAAUGCUUUUAUUUUAAAUGACAGAUCACAGCCUCAACAUAAUCAGAAUGCUUUUAUUCUAAACGACAGAUUACAGACAAUAUAUGUAGUUUAGUUUAUCAUUGUAAUUUCCAGCCUUCCACAGUUUGCAUCUAAUUUGAGAAAACCCAAUUUAUAUGAAGUGAGACAUGAAAAACCUUAUAUCCUUCAAUAGAGCAUGCAUUGAUGACGUGAUGCAUUGAUGAUGAAAAGCAAUUUACACCGUCAGUAGAGCAAGCAUACCUCUAAUAUAUCCUUCAAUUUGAUUCCAACCACUCUCAGAUCUGAAGUUGUGUCAUGGUGCAUUGAUGACAUGUCAGGUGUCCUAAUAAAAAUGAUGUCAAAACUCUGAAAGAG
Abrus precatorius (Indian licorice) is the source of this 3009-nucleotide messenger RNA. Its product is annotated as probable 3-hydroxyisobutyrate dehydrogenase-like 1, mitochondrial. Gene Ontology annotation, molecular function: oxidoreductase activity; NADP binding; NAD binding. Bases 57 to 1067 code for a protein of 336 amino acids. The record is from RefSeq and is a predicted model, not a curated record. The transcript has a single exon. Lineage: Eukaryota; Viridiplantae; Streptophyta; Magnoliopsida; Fabales; Fabaceae.